Drosophila innubila is the source of this 931-nucleotide messenger RNA. It is a transcript of the gene Rsph9, whose product is annotated as radial spoke head protein 9 homolog. Bases 52 to 897 code for a protein of 281 amino acids. Lineage: Eukaryota; Metazoa; Arthropoda; Insecta; Diptera; Drosophilidae. Gene Ontology annotation, biological process: motile cilium assembly; axoneme assembly; cilium movement involved in cell motility. Gene Ontology annotation, cellular component: axoneme. The transcript has 2 exons. The record is from RefSeq and is a predicted model, not a curated record.
UUUAAGUAUAAUAAUAUAUAUUUUGUGUACGUUUUAAAUUGUGCUAAAAACAUGAAUGUGGAGUACUUUUCGGAGGGACUGGAGUGUCUGAUGUAUUGUGGCAGAAAACUGUCGCCAGAGCAGCGCAUUCUUAUUGAGAAUUCGCUGAUUGUGCUGCUGCAGGAGAAUCGAUUCUCGGGCAUGUAUUUCUGGGGACGCAUUACGGCUACAAAAAAUGAUUAUUAUAUUGCCUUUGGCUAUACAAAUGAUUGUCUGAAGGAUCGCAAAUAUUUCUAUAGCCUGGAUCAAUAUCAAUGGCAGCUGUUGCCUUUUGUGCAAAGUCCGAAAAUCUUUCAGGCCACCGUAUUGGCACCUGAACCCUUUGUUGGUGAUCCCAGUCUGCUAACCUACGUCAAGCUGGAUCCAACAUUUAAUAUUGUGGCCAAUCAAGUUGUAAGCAUUAGUCGCCCUGAGGUUAUCAAGUUGAAGGAGGAGGAGCGCCUGGCUGCAAUAGUCUUCAUUAUAAGCGAGGAAUGCGCCAUUUGUCCACGUGGUGCCCUAUACAAAAUGGUAGACGGACGUGUCAUGCCCAAUCAGAUGUUUCGCGGUCUCAAUGAUUUGCAGAUUGAUAAUCUUUCAUACUAUCAACUCUAUCGUUUGCCGAGAAAUGAUUUAAAAACAAACUUGUCCAAGCGCAGUGAUUACAAUUAUGCUAUUGAUUUUCUGGAUACUAUUGAUGGUGUCAUACCACUAAGUCAGGCAUUUUCAUUGAAUAUGCAAAGCAAUGAACGCAUUGCGGUGAUCAAAUCAUGUGUCUGGCUGGGCAUGACCUUCUUCCACAAGUUAAACUCGCGAAAACAUGGAUUCCUCUAUCUGGGAGAUGGACGCAAGAACUUUGAUUUGCUAUUUAUGUAUUGAAGUUGUUAAUAUAGUUGCGGUUAUAAUCAUGAAC